This is a messenger RNA of Penicillium argentinense, 1047 nucleotides long. Its product is annotated as Rtr1/RPAP2 family protein phosphatase. The coding region runs from base 1 to 1047 and encodes 348 amino acids. Gene Ontology annotation, cellular component: cytoplasm; nucleus. Gene Ontology annotation, molecular function: RNA polymerase II CTD heptapeptide repeat phosphatase activity; RNA polymerase core enzyme binding. The transcript has a single exon. NCBI's taxonomy places the organism in Eukaryota, Fungi, Ascomycota, Eurotiomycetes, Eurotiales, Aspergillaceae. The record is from RefSeq and is a predicted model, not a curated record.
AUGAUCCUGGUCUUUGAUCAGUCUGAACAGCUUGACAGUAUGGCGUCAGGACAGGGUCCAUCGCAAAACUCUGCGCUCAGAACGUCGCUUCCGUCUGCUUUCGCCGCCGUCAACGCCGAACAAUCCUCGCUGUACGCGCCGCCGUCCCAAGAAGAGCAGGAAAGGUAUCUCCAAGCUCGACCAGGUGCAACGCCGCAGCACUUAGGGAUCGCUCUCCAACAUGCGCACCAGAUCCAAACCCAGAAAGAGGCCGAGGACAUGAUCCUAGACCGCAUAAUUGACCUCCUCGCGAUCCCCGCAUCCCCGUCCGCCGACCCUGCUGCGCCCUCUACUGAAGAAGAGCAGAUCUUCAGAUCAGCCAUGAAAAGUUUCCGCCCGGGCGAUUUUGACAAUCUGAUCACGGAGCGAAACUACGAAGACCUGUGUGGAUAUGGACUCUGCCCGCGCAAGAACCGCAAGGAAGCCAACGCAAAGGGAGAGACGUUUCACUUUAAAUAUGGUCCAAAGGGAAGCGGACCAGGUGGUCGUGGACGCAGCAUGGAGAUUGUGCCUCGAGAGAAAUUGGAGAAAUGGUGCUCGGACGAAUGUGCGGAGCGGGCUCUGUUCAUUCGUGUGCAGCUCUCUGAGCAGCCGGUGUGGGAGAGACGGGCAGAGGCGACACGCGCGAUAAAGAUUGAGCUUUUGGAAGAGUCCUGGGCUAGAAAAGAAAAGCAUAAGGCAAAGGCUGGCAGCUCGACGUCUGCUUCAGCACCCGAUAAAGUCAGCCAAGCGGACGUUACGACUAGCUUGGAAAACUUGACGAUCCAAGAUACUGGGCGAUCGCAGGAACUUGCAAUGGAGCGCGGCGACACUGCGCUAUCCCAUCAACAGGGACGUGUGGACAUCCAAAUUAAAGAAAAGGAGCAAGGACCAGACUCAGUCGCCAGAGCGCCGGAGCUGAGACCCGAGGAUGCAUAUGGAGGAUCGGUCGAAGGUUAUAUCCCCCAGGAGCGGCAGAAGCAACCGUCCGAUAAUCAAGAUGGUCAAGACAUGCUCGACCAACUAUAA